AUGUCUUCUUCAGCUUCCACAGACCUUCGGGUCCUCACCCGGAAGCUCACAUCCAUCCCGCCGGCGCAGCUCCCUCACUCUCUCCCUUCUCUCAUCCGCCAUGUCCUUCGAUGCCGCGAUGCGCUAUCCGCCCCUCAGGACCCAAAGGCCAAAGGCGAUGCGUCUCAGACUUCCAUGCUUGUGCACAAGCUCAAGACUAGCAUUACCACCCACCUGAACGGCCGAAGUCGCGAGGGUAGAUUCGCUGCCAUUGGCCUAAUCAAGGCUGCUGUCGACGUUGGUGGCUGGGAAACUCUCCGCGGCUCUGAGGCUUGGGUGCGCGGACUGCUCUCAAUUGUACAGAAAGCCGACCCUGCGGCGUCCAAAGAACUAGCAGUCGUGACUCUCACCAAGAUUUUCAUGCUGGUUCAUCCUUACCAAACCCUCGUGCGAGAGGUCGCCACGCCUUUUCUCCCUACUUUUGGCACGGCAUGCCUGCAGCUCCUCAAGACAAAGUCUGAAUCUACGCCUAUGACUUUGAUUGAAACCAUAUGCAGCUCAUUUUCAACCCUGAUCCCCCUAUACCCCCCUACCUUUCGCCCUUUCAGCGCUCAAGUCCGGGCCGCCGUCGGAGUGUACCUUGCGCCAACUUGUUCAGAUGAAAUCUCCGUCCCGGAGUCUCUACAGCGAGCUGCCAGGCGUCUAGUGGCCUCGCUUCACUUCGUUGCGGCCAAGUCAGGCGGCAGUGAUGAAUGGGCAAAGCUUGUCGAUGGUAUCCUUCAAGAAUUUCACGCCACCACUGACCAAGUCCUUCGAGCUGUCGAUGAGUCUUGGGAGGCGACCAGCGGUCGCUCACGAACCAAAGUCGAUGUUGAUGGAGAACCAAAGGGCCAAGGCAGCUCUGCUGAGCAUCUGCCUUCCUGGUCUGGCCUCGAGGCUGGCGCUGACCGGUUAAUUGGGCUCUUCCAGUUCUUGGCUGAUUUGCUGAGCUACCCUACCAAGGCUGCGGUUGCCAUCCCACUCAGCGGCCUGGUCGACACCAUAUCAAGAGUUUGCCUGGUCGCUCGGCUCUCAAAGUCCCAAACCUGGGAACAGGCUGUCGAAACUAACCCAGCCAUUGGCAGAGAAGAAAAGGAGGAGCUGUGGAGCUUAAUGCCUGAUAUCCAUGUGGCGGCAAUGAAGCUCGUUAUCGCUCUGUUCCAAAGACUUCAAAGGCACAUGUUGCCCUUGGUCCCCGAAAUCUUGGAUCACCUAAUCCGCGUCUUCAAGUCUGGUAUCAGCAUCCCAUCAGUCCGAAUAGCGGGAUACACCACUUUGAACACUAUCCUGCAGCUUGCCGGACCGACGCUAUCAAAAACUGCUGUCGAAAUGUUGGACCCUCUCGUCGGAGCAUGCUGCCGAGACCUACAGCAAGACGCCGGGUUUUUGAAGCCUGCAGAGAAACCCGCUGCCACCACCACCGGUAAAGGCACAAAGAACGGUACCGUAGCAGUCAACACAGACCUCUUCCUUCAACCCCAAGCAGCAGCAGCCGCCACCGAAGCACCCACCCUGGAAGCCGACCACAGAGACAGAGCCAACGAGCUCCUUACAACCAUCCUAGCCCAACUCCCACAGUCUCAUCUCAAGCCCGCCCUCCGUGGCCACCUCGACAAGACGGCCAUCCUGACACGCAACCGCGAUGCUAUGCUCGCCAGCGUCCUCAACCCCUAUAGAGACCAGCAUGGAAGGAUGUAUCCCAGCAUUCUGCCUCAUUUAUCGCAGCUCUUCCCGCACGAUCAAGGCCUGGAGAUUCUACGCAGCAACCUCCGCACUAGUGCCGUUGCAGGCAGUGGAAGCGAAAUGUUUGCCUCGCUAAGCGAAGUUGCCGAGCUGCAGCAAAUUGAAGAGGAGAAUGAGGAGGUAGACGAAGAGCAACACGAUGAAGAAAUGCAAGAUCAAGAUGAAAAGAAUCAAUCUCCGGAGAAGGCAGCAGCCUCGUCAGACGCCAAAGUCGAUCUACCGAUCCAGAGCACCGCCUCGAUCACCGCACCCAAUCCCUUCGAACCUCGGGCAUCAAACACAGAAAGGGCAGUUUCUCCGCCCAAGAGAAAACACGAGGGGGCUGAAGCCCCCCUGAAUCCCAAGCGACAAGAGCUCGAAAAGAAGGAGCCUGUCGCUGCCUCGGCUCCCGUGGGUGAGGAAAGGGGUGAGGAAGAGUCUGAUAGCGAUAGUGAUGGAAGCGUACACCUUAAUAUGGAGCUGGAGGAGGAUGAGGAGGAUGAGGAUGAACAAGAGUAA
Messenger RNA from Trichoderma breve, 2259 nucleotides. Its product is annotated as rRNA processing/ribosome biogenesis domain-containing protein. Gene Ontology annotation, biological process: rRNA processing. The transcript is spliced from 2 exons. The coding region runs from base 1 to 2259 and encodes 752 amino acids. The record is from RefSeq and is a predicted model, not a curated record. Gene Ontology annotation, cellular component: nucleus. Lineage: Eukaryota; Fungi; Ascomycota; Sordariomycetes; Hypocreales; Hypocreaceae.